Messenger RNA from Acaulospora morrowiae, 551 nucleotides. NCBI's taxonomy places the organism in Eukaryota, Fungi, Glomeromycota, Glomeromycetes, Diversisporales, Acaulosporaceae. The record is from the annotation of a GenBank genome assembly.
CUAGCGCUUACUUCAGGUGCAAUUUUCACUGCCGGCGUCGGAUACGUCUUCGCACGUUCACCCAAACAAAAGAAUUCGUCUCGGUCAUCAUUAUCGUCGACUAUUAGCAGCAUCUGCACUCCGGAAUCAAAGAAAUCCCCUCCCUUCUCACCGUCAGCUCUGAAGAUUUCGUUUCAAAAGUUUAAAUUGUUUCGUUCAAAGAAGCGCCAAAAGCCCUCGGUGAUCUCCGAUCCAUUGGUCACUGACGACGACGCGUCCUCAAUCUAUUCCGACACCGCCAGUACCUACACCAUGACAAGUUCGGCUCCAAACUUACCAGGGACGCUAUCUCCAAAUUUGGAAAGUCUGGCAUCAUCAACUAACGGGGCUUCUUUGCCAAUCCCAUCUAUACCAAAGCAGAAACAUCGACGAGGCCUUUCUAUGCCACCGCUGGAUUCAAAUAAUAAUGUUCUAUUGUAUCAUCAUCAACGUCCGAGUGAAUGUUGGGAUGAUGAAUUCCCCCUGGAGGAAGAUUUGGUGGUUCCCGACUCAUUGAAGGAAGCACAACUCUC